Molecule: messenger RNA, 1524 nt
Organism: Camelina sativa (false flax)
Lineage: Eukaryota; Viridiplantae; Streptophyta; Magnoliopsida; Brassicales; Brassicaceae
Source: RefSeq, a predicted model, not a curated record
UUUAAUAGGAUGGACUAAAAACAAGUGUAACUUCCCUUGCAACGGCUUUUCUCAUCGAGAAACCAAAAGAGAAAGCUCCAAGAACGCAUCAAUGGCGUCAAAUCUUCUAACUACCUUCUUCCUCCUAUUUUUCGUUCUCGAUCUCAAUCUCGUCGCACCUUCUCUGACAUCUGUUUCAUCCGCCGUGGAAGUCCUCUCCGAUUCAAGCUACUUCUCCAUGGGACUCACUCUAAAGCUCGCGAGCCAAGAUCUAAACCUCGACGACUGGCAAGAACUCACCAUCUUCGCACCUUCUGAUCAAGCUUUCACCAGAUCCGGUCAACCUUCGCUUCUCGAUAUCAAGUACCAGCUCUCUCCGACGAGACUCUCCGGUGAAUCCCUUAGAAACUUCCCGAACGGCGCCAAAAUCCCUACUCUCAGAUCUAACUCAUCUCUCGUCGUCAGCAACUCUUCACGAUUCGGAGGUGGUAAAGCUUCGAUCAACGGCGCCGUGGUCCAAGACUCCCCUGUUUUUGACGACGGUUACAUCGUGAUUUACGGAUCCGACGAGUUUUUCACAUCCCCGACGAAGAUCUCCGACGAUUCAUCAUCGUCUUCUUCAACCCCAAACCCUACCUCAUCAUCUACUGGUUCGAUCCCAAUCCCUAGUUCAGCGACUCGUACUGCUCCAAGUCCUCCUAAUAGAUCUAAACCAGUAGUGAAAUGCUUCAACAUCUUUGAAUCGGCUUCAAGAUUGUUAAUGUCGAGAGGCUUCGUGAUCAUGGCCACGUUUCUCGCUCUGCAAUUGGAAACUUCAGGAAACAACGACACGAAUAUGAUCACAGUCUUUGCUCCAGUCGACGAAGCGAUUCCAAAUCCAACCACCAAGUUCUCCGAUUACGCUACUAUCUUCAGAGGACAUGUGAUCAAUCGACUUGUCUCUUGGAAAGAUCUUCAGAAACUUGCUUGGGAAGGAUCGAUUCUGCAAACUGUUCUCAAAGGGUAUGAAAUUGAGGUUUCUUGGUCUGGUGAUAUACUUCUUCUCAAUGGAGUCCCACUCAUCUAUCCAGAUAUGUUUGUCAACGAUUGCAUUGCUGUUCAUGGCUUUAAUCAGAUGAUCGAACCGAAAGAGAAACAGGUUGGUUUGGGAGAGUCUAUCUCAGUGCCUAACGAUGGAGAAGAAGAAGAAGCAGUAGAAGGUGUUCAUGAAGAGUACUCUUCUCAGUUAGGUGACUAUGAUGGUCUUCACUGAUUUCUACAAGACAAUUUAAUUCAACAAUAAUGUAGAGAGAUACACAUAUUAGCUCUCAUACACAUUCUCUGAUUCUCUUAAUUCCAUAAUCUCGAAUAUGUUCAGAGUGUUGUUUGAAAAUGAAUAUAUAGUUCUGAUUUUAGACUCUCUUUUGGUGAGUGUUACUGCCUUAAUACCAGUCCAUUUGUUGUGAUGUCGAUGAUAGUACAUGGAAUCAGUGCUUUAUUUUUCUUCAUAGUCUCUGAGGUUGUUGAUAGUUCUGGACGUAAACCAUGUUUGUGAACCUCUGUAUG